Molecule: messenger RNA, 1197 nt
Organism: Acaulospora colombiana
Lineage: Eukaryota; Fungi; Glomeromycota; Glomeromycetes; Diversisporales; Acaulosporaceae
Source: the annotation of a GenBank genome assembly
AUGAUAUCCUUUCCAGAAAACUCACACGCUGCUGGAGAACGUGACACGUUUAGCGGCAUUUACAGUUCCUUAAUUAACAAUUCUACACAUAUCUUAGGUGGUGGUAUUCCGGUUGGCACGGUUUUAUUAAUUAGAGAAGAUCGAUAUACGGAAUAUUCAAAAUUGUUACUUAAAUAUUUUCUGUCCCAAGGGAUUGCCUCGGGGCAUCAUAUUCUGUUUGCCAGUGCCGAAGAAAGGCCAUCGAAUUUUAUAAAGGGGUUACCCUGGAUCGCUAGUAGCGGAUCGGAUGGAUCAGAAGAUGCGGGUGAUGGUGGUUCAGGUGCGAAUAGGCUUGCAGAAAUGUUGGAAGAUAAGAUGACUAUUGCUUGGAGGUAUAAAAAGAUGAAAAGGUUUGAAUCGAGCGUUGAAGAUGGUGGCCUUGUGAUGCAUCAAGGAGUGGAAAGGCCAUUUUGUCAAGUUUUCGAUUUAACCAAGUUAAUUCCACAAUCAUCGAUCGAGUCUGCACCAAUGACGUUGGUCGAUGCAAGCAUGUGGGACGAUGAGAUCGAGGAUCCAUAUCAUAAACUUUUAUCCAUAAUUCGUCAAGUGAUAGACGAAAAAUACUUCAGAGCAUCGGUUUCUCCGCCAGCUGGUGUUGAAAGGAAUAUAAUGAGAAUUGGGAUUCACUCGAUUGCCUCAUCAUCUUGGAAAUCUAGAACUCCUCAUGAUCUUUUUAGAUUUUUUCAUGCUCUACGUGGUUUAUUGCGUUAUUCGUAUAGCGCUGCCGUAAUAACAAUUCCAGCUUACAUUUAUGACUCCCCUUCAUUUAUAAGACGUGUUGAACACGUGAGUGAUGCGGUGAUCGGGUUGGAAUCCUUUGCGGGUUCAUUCUCUCAUGCGGCAAUCUAUGCACUCACACCAUCACAUGUGCGUACGCUUAAAGGUUCACCCGAAACAGUUAAUUCGGUUUACAGUGCCACUUACCACGGUUUGUUCCAUGUUUAUAAGUUACCCGCGAUCAAUUCACUCAUAGCUCCUUCAGCAAAGUUAUCGGUACUUUCCGGCGGGGGUGGAAAUAAUUUGGGUUUUAAGUUAAGGAGAAAAAAGUUUUCAAUUGAAACCUUUCAUCUACCACCUGAGGGUGGUGUUAACGAAAGGCGUACUAAGGACGGGAUUAAAUCGGACGAAAAGGACGUAGUCGAUAGAUCCGAGUGGUAG